Linum tenue is the source of this 2619-nucleotide messenger RNA. NCBI's taxonomy places the organism in Eukaryota, Viridiplantae, Streptophyta, Magnoliopsida, Malpighiales, Linaceae. The record is from the annotation of a GenBank genome assembly.
AUGUGCCCACUAACUCGAGUUGUUGGGAAGCGUGGUGGGCCCAUAACCCACAGGUCUCUGGAUCGUAACCAGGCUCUGAUACCAUGUCAUGAACCAGUUGCUCCCAAUAACUCGAGUUGUUGGGAGAGGUUCAAUCGGGGAUCAUAUACCACAACACUAACAGCCAACGACCAAGGAAACCGGACAACCCCUUCCUGUGUCGCCUUCUCCCCUGCCUCCGCCGGCUCCGAACGUCUCAUCGGCGAAGCCGCCAAGAAUCAGGCCACCCUCAACCCCCGCCGCACCAUCUUCGACGUCAAGCGACUCAUCGGCAAAAAAUUCGACGACCCAGAAGUCCGAAACGACCUAAAAUACCUGCCCUACCCCGUCGUGGAGAGAGAUGGAAAGCCGUGCGUGGAACUGGAAGUUAACGGCGAGAUGAAAACUUUCACGCCGGAAGAAAUAAGCGCCAUGGUGCUGGGGAAAAUGAAGGAGACGGCUGAUUCGUACCUUGGGAAGCAAGUAACCAACGCCGUGGUCACUGUCCCGGCCUACUUCAAUGACUCCCAGAGGCAAGCCACGAAGGACGCCGGCACUAUCGCCGGCCUCAAUGUUGUACGAAUAAUCAACGAGCCUACAGCGGCCGCCCUUGCGUACGGUGCGAAGCUAGAUUCGAAGAGGAAGGUGAAUAUUCUUGUGUAUGAUUUAGGUGGCGGGACGUUCGACGUCAGUGUUUUGAAGAUAGACGACGGCGUGUUUCAGGUGCUUGCAACGGGAGGUGACACGCACCUUGGCGGUGGCGAUUUCGACCAGAGAGUGAUGGACUAUUUUGUGGACUUGAUCAAGAGAAAGUACAAUAAGAAUAUCAGUGAAGAUCGUAAGGCUCUUGGAAAGCUGCGAAGGGAAUGCGAGAGGGUGAAAAGGGUACUUAGCAGUCAAACACAAGCCAGGGUAGAGAUUGAUUCUUUAACAGAGGGGAUGGACCUUUUGGAGCCACUAACUAGGGCGAGAUUUGAAAAUUUGAAUCUGGAUCUCUUCGAGAGGACACUAGAGGUGGUGAAGUCGACGAUGGAGGAUGCAAAAGUCGAGAAGGGCCAGAUUGACGAGAUUGUAUUGGUUGGAGGAAGCACUAGAAUCCCUAAGAUUAGAGAGAUGCUGAAGAAGGAGUUUGAUGGGAAGGAGCCAAGCAAAGGGAUCAACCCUGAUGAGGCCGUGGCUUAUGGUGCUGCCGUCCAAGGAGCCAUGCUCAGUAGCGACCAAGAUGGGUUUAGUUUAUUUGACGUCACUCCAUUAAGUUUGGGGUCGAAGACUAUAGGUGGUGUGAUGUAUGUAGUCGUGCCUAGAAACACUGUCAUUCCUACAAAGAUGUCAGGAGUAUUUCACACUGUUCAUGACCAGCAAACUGUUCUGGACGUCGAGGUGUUUCAAGGGGAAAGACCCCUGACCAAAGAUUGUCUAGCACUAGGAAGUUUCAGACUAACUGGCAUUACAGCAGCUCCAAGAGGAGUAACAACUGUCGAGGAGACAUUCGAGGUUGAUGCGGAUGGGAUACUAAGUGUUACUGCCAAGGAGAUAGGAACCACCAAUUCUAAAUCCCUCACCAUUACCAGCUACAAAGGGAAUUUGAGCGAAGGGGAGGUUCAGAGGAUGGUAAGAGAGGCAAAUCAGCGCCUUGGGAAGCAAGUCACCAACGCCUUGGUGACUGUCCCGGCGUAUUUUAACGAUUCCCAGAGGCAAGCCACCAAGGACGCCGGCACAAUCGCCGGGCUCAAUGUUGUAAGGAUAAUCAACGAGCCGACGGCCGGCGCCCUGGCCUAUGGUGUGAAGAAAGACUCGAGGACCAAGAGGAAUAUUCUGGUGUAUGAUUUGGGUGGUGGGACGUUCGACGUCAGCGUUUUGAAGAUCGACAAUGGUGAGUUCAAGGUACUUGCGACCGGUGGCGACGCUCAUCUUGGCGGUGGAGACUUUGACCAAAGAGUGAUGGAGUAUUUCGUGAACUUGAUCAAGAAAAAGUACCGGAAGAAUAUCAGUCAAAACUGGAAGGCGUUGGGGAAGCUGCGGAAGGAAUGCGAAAGGGCAAAAAGGGUAUUGAGCAGUCAGACGCAAGUUCGAGUAGAGAUUGAUUCCUUAGUAGAGGGGAUGGACUUUACAGAGCCACUGACGAGGGCGAGAUUCGAGGACUUGAAUUCUGAUCUCUUUGAGAAGACGUUGGAGGUGGUGAUGACGACAUUGGUAGAUGCAAAGGUGAGGAAGGAACAGAUUGAUGAGAUUGUGUUGGUUGGUGGAAGCACGAGAAUUCCUAGGGUUAGAGAGAUGCUGAAGAAGGCUUUUGAUGGGAAGGAGCCGAGCAAAGGGAUCAAUGCUGACGAAGCCGUGGCGUACGGGGCUGCAGUCCAAGGUGCUAUGCUCAGUAGCGACCAAGAUGGUGUAAUUCUAUCUGAUGUCACUCCCUUGAGCUUGGGGGUCGCAGUCAGUGGUGUUCUGAUGUCUGUAGUAAUUCCCAGAAACACAGUCAUUCCUGCCGAAUUCACAAGUGACCAGUAUUUUACUGGUCAUGACCACCAAACUGUUGUCAAUAUCAUGGUUUAUCAAGGUGAACGAGCCCUGGUCAAGGAUUGCUUUUUCCUGGGAAAGUUUUGA